Molecule: messenger RNA, 1505 nt
Organism: Suncus etruscus (white-toothed pygmy shrew)
Lineage: Eukaryota; Metazoa; Chordata; Mammalia; Eulipotyphla; Soricidae
Gene: RRAGD
Product: Ras related GTP binding D
Exons: 7
Coding region: 306-1397 (363 amino acids)
Biological process (GO): cellular response to starvation; positive regulation of TOR signaling; regulation of autophagy
Cellular component (GO): Gtr1-Gtr2 GTPase complex; lysosome; nucleus
Molecular function (GO): GTP binding; GTPase activity
Source: RefSeq, a predicted model, not a curated record
CCUCUCCCUCUCCCUCCUCGGGGAGGAACUGCCGCGCUUCGGCUCCUUCUCCGCCGGCGGGCGGAUGGGCAGGGAGGCUCCGGGGUCUCCGGGUACCGCGGGACCCGGACCUGCACCUGGACGACCCCCCGCCGCCGGCGACGUGCAAGCCCCACCGAGCUCCAGAGCAGAAAAGAAUUCAUCAUAACCAUAAUAAUCAAGUCCCGCUCCGAGAUCGGUGGCCGGCCGCAGGUUCGGUUCGGCUAGGUUCGGUCCGGAGGCUCAGCCCCGACCCCAUCUCCUCUCCGGGCCAGCCGGUGGGCGCGAUGAGCCAGGCGCCGGACAAGCCGCAGCCGGACGACGAGGACGAUGACGAGGACGAGCUGGUGGGCUUCUCCGACUACGGGGACGCGCCGGACUCCUCGGACGCCGAGCGGGACAGCGCUGCGGAGGAGGGAGUUCUGGACUUCAGUGACCCCUUCAGCACCGAGGUGAAGCCGAGGAUCCUGCUCAUGGGCUUGCGGAGGAGCGGAAAGUCGUCGAUUCAGAAGGUCGUCUUUCACAAGAUGUCGCCCAACGAGACCCUGUUCUUGGAGAGCACCAACAAGAUCUGCCGGGAAGAUGUGUCCAACAGCUCUUUCGUGAACUUUCAGAUCUGGGACUUCCCAGGACAGAUUGACUUUUUUGACCCUACCUUUGAUUAUGAGAUGAUCUUCCGGGGCACAGGAGCACUAAUAUUUGUCAUUGAUUCCCAGGACGAUUACAUGGAGGCCCUGGCCAGACUUCACCUCACUGUGACCAGGGCCUACAAAGUAAACACCGACAUCAACUUCGAGGUAUUUAUUCAUAAAGUGGAUGGUCUGUCAGAUGACCACAAAAUUGAAACCCAAAGAGACAUUCACCAGAGGGCAAAUGAUGACCUUGCAGAUGCUGGACUAGAGAAAAUUCACCUCAGCUUCUAUCUGACGAGCAUAUACGAUCACUCAAUAUUUGAAGCUUUUAGCAAAGUGGUUCAGAAACUGAUUCCUCAACUUCCCACCCUGGAGAAUUUGCUAAACAUUUUUAUCUCAAAUUCUGGAAUUGAAAAAGCAUUUCUAUUUGAUGUGGUCAGUAAAAUUUAUAUUGCAACCGAUAGUACCCCUGUGGAUAUGCAAACUUAUGAGCUCUGCUGUGAUAUGAUCGAUGUUGUUAUUGACAUCUCUUGUAUCUAUGGUCUCAAAGAAGAUGGAGCCGGGACCCCCUAUGACAAGGAAUCGACAGCCAUUAUAAAACUGAAUAACACAACAGUUCUUUAUUUGAAGGAGGUGACUAAGUUCCUGGCUCUGGUUUGCUUUGUCCGAGAGGAGAGCUUUGAAAGAAAAGGGCUUAUAGACUACAAUUUCCAUUGCUUUCGGAAGGCCAUCCAUGAAGUUUUUUGAUGAGUGAGAUGAAAGUGGUGAAAUCUCGGAAGAUUCAGAAUCGACUGCAAAAGGAAAAAGGAGCCACUCCGUAAUGGGACCCCGAGGGUGCUGCUGUAGGUGAGGUCA